AUGGCUUCCCCGAGACCAGCAGCAGCAGCAAAGGAACUCUCCUCGAAGAAACGGCACAAGCGACUAGCCUACGGCCAGAACUACAUCCCAGAGGAAGAGACCAUCCGGAAUGACUACUCUCUCCACUACGUCCUCACCGGCUCCCGCCCACAGAACCACAUCCAGAACACCGCGCUCGAGACCCGGUUUGCAGAGUACCCCAAGCUCAAGAAGCUGCUCCAGCUCAAGCGAUCAGUCGUCACCAGCCAUGCCCAUCCGCCAACCUACAUCCAAGCAGACCUGCGUCCCGGCCGGACAGACUCCUUCAACCUGCUCGAGCUCAGCCCGGCCCGCUUCGACGUCAUCCUGCUCGACCCGCCCCUCAAGGAGUACGUCGAGACCUAUCCGAGUCUGGCCAGCGAUCCCUCGAUCACCCGAUGUGGCGGGCCCUCCGGCCAGGAGCGGGACUACUGGGACUGGGACGAGCUCGAGAGUCUCCCGCUCCCCCAGAUCGCCGCCAGCCCCGGCUUCGUCUUCCUCUGGUGCGGCUCCGGCCAGGGCUCGACCCUCGAACGCGGCCGGGCUCUCCUCGCCAAGUGGGGAUACAGGAAAUGCGAAGACCUCGUCUGGGUCAAAACUAACCCCUCCUCCCACAUCCCCCACCCUCAACAACAACCCGCUGCCAUCCCCGCCGUCUUCACCCCCACCAAGGAACACUGUCUCAUGGGUAUCCGGGGCACCGUCCGGCGCUCGACCGAUGGCCACUUCGUACAUUGUAACGUCGACACUGACGUCAUCGUCUCGGAACCCGAUCCAACCGAUGUGCUUCACAAACCAGAAGAGCUCUACCAACUCAUCGAAAACUUCUGUCUCGGUCGCCGCCGGCUAGAGCUCUUUGGUUCGUCUCGAUGUCUCCGCCCAGGCUGGCUGACAAUCGGCUCCCACUGUGCUCCGUCGACAACACCCAAGACUGACGAGCAGCCCGUCGACCCUCAGCUUCGACCGGUUGCCUACUCACAAGCUGAAUAUCUAUCCAACUUUCUUGACUCUGCUGGCCGGACUCACAACCUCUUACCCCCACAUGCCGAUAUCGACAACCUCCGACCACGCUCCCCACCCAGUCGAAUCACCACUGCGGCGAUCACUGGCCCAGGUCUAGCGCCGGGAAUAGCCUAUGCGCUUCCGGGCGGGCUGCCGAUCGUCGGGCCCGGCGGGACGAUAGUGGCGACGACGAUCAGCGGGCGGAACACGCUCUCGCAUCCGUCGGGAGGGCUCGGGCGAGGCCCGGGCAAUGCGCUCCUGCCCGGGAUGCGUGUCUCUGGGCUGCGCGACUCCAACAACCAGAGCCACCCAAGGCCGGCCAACGGCCCACAUCAACAGCCCUUCACCCAGCACUUCUUCCACCACAACCUCGCCUACCCCUCCUUCGUACAGACCCACCAAUACCCCAACGCCCAGCCCUGGACCGGCCAUCCCCAAUACAUCUACCCCCACCAUCAUGCCUUCCAGGCCGCCCCCAUCGCUUACGGCAUCCCCCCAAACCAGCCCAUCUACUACCCUCCCCCGCAACAAGCCUUCAACCAGCAAUUCACUAACCACCAUCAUAAUCAUCGUCAACAACAAGAACAACAACAGCAACAGCAACAGCAACAGCAACAGCAACAUCAACAUCAACAAACCCCCGGCCGCCAAUAUCCUGCUUACAAUAACCAUGCGAGCUCUCCCGUUGACCCUGCCUCAGCCGCGACCAACUGGACGUUCUCGAACCCUCCCCUCCACCAACAACAGCAGCACUACCAUCAUCACCAGCAGCCACAACAACAAAACUCGCAGACGUUUUAUCCAUCCUAUCCCUCCCAUCCUCCGAACCUAUCAACUAAUUACUCCUCUCAUGACCUCGUUGCUCAUACAAAUCAACACCAGGACCACCAGCAUCAACAACAACAUGAAUCUUGA
Puccinia triticina is the source of this 1935-nucleotide messenger RNA. RefSeq lists its product as uncharacterized. Gene Ontology annotation, molecular function: mRNA binding. The record is from RefSeq and is a predicted model, not a curated record. The transcript has 4 exons. NCBI's taxonomy places the organism in Eukaryota, Fungi, Basidiomycota, Pucciniomycetes, Pucciniales, Pucciniaceae. Gene Ontology annotation, cellular component: nucleus; RNA N6-methyladenosine methyltransferase complex. The coding region runs from base 1 to 1935 and encodes 644 amino acids.